GACUAGUUUGUGAAUAGGCGGGUAGUGUAAAUAAUCUUAAAAGAUGGCGGUGCUAGCAGCCGCACAAUUGCUAGACGAGCUGAUGGGCAGACAUCGCAACAGUAACCCCAAUGAAAAAAUUAAGAAACCUAACUGGGAAGAUCCCGAGUACUGUAAAUAUUAUAUGGUGAAAUUCUGUCCCCACGAUUUAUUCGUCAACACAAGAGCUGACCUCGGUGCGUGCCCCAAAGUCCACGACGAUGAGGUCAAAGACCUGUUUGAGAGGGCAGAUUCAACUUAUAAGAAGGCACAGUAUGUUGAGGAGUUCCUUAGAUUUUGCCGACACAUGAUCGGCGAUGUAGAGAGAAAAAUUCAGAAAGGCAAACAAAGAUUGGAAUUGAUGAACUCAAAACCAGAAGGACCACCAAUGACACCAGCUCAAACUGAAAAAAAUCAGGAACAGGUAAAACUUCUUGCUGAAAAAAUCACAGGUUUAAUGCAAGAAGCAGAGGAGGCUGGGACACGAGGAGAUGUGGAACAGGCUCAAGGACUGAUGAAACUGUGUGACAGACUUAAGGAAGAAAAAGAGCAGCUAAUUAAGCAACAGGAAAACAGCCACUGGUCCAUGACAGCAGAGCUGGCUGCAGCCCAAGAGAAGCAGAUGGAAGUGUGUCCUGUAUGUGGAGCAUUCCUUAUAGUAGGAGACGCUCAGCAACGCAUUGACGAUCAUUUAUCAGGAAAACAACAUGUGGGGUAUUUUAAACUUCGUCAAGCUUACGAAGAGAUGAGUGAAGCUCGCGAGAAAGAGCAGCAAGAGAAAGAACGCAAGCGUCGUGAGGAACGAGAGCGGGAGCGUAAUUCCCGUGGCGGCGGUCUUGGGUCUGACCGGCGGGAUAGGGAGCGUAUGGAACGAGACCGGGAGCGCGACCGCGAGAGAGAGCGGGAUAGAGAUAGGGAGCGUCAUCGGUCAAACCGCGACGAGAAGGAUCGCGGUGGGGAGAAGGAUCGUGACCGCGACCGCGAACGGGACCGCGAUCGUGACCGCGAACGGGACCGUGACCGCGAUCGCAAGCAUCGCAAGGAGAGACGGUCGCCACACGAACGUUCCCGCCGGCGCUCCCGCGAUCGCGACCGCCACUAGCAACUGACUGAGGUAUCACAAAAGCGCCUGAAACCGCUUAUUGUAACAUACCAAAAUAAAACUCCGCUAAAUGGCAAACAUAUGGGGAGUAAAUGACCCCGUUGCACUCUCGAUUCGGUUAAUGUCGUCACACCGACGGAAUGGCAGGUAUUUGAUUGGUAUUUUGAAUAGUUGCCGCGAGUUGCUGCGAAAUGUCUUUAUUGGAUCGCUUCAAGACCUUUCUUGUUUAGUAUUCUAAGUAAUAAGAAAGGUUUUUAUGGCUAUCCAAUAAUGCCUUUUCUAACGAGCAGAUCGUCUCGACGUUGUUUUGAGGUAUUUCAACAAGUUUGUUUCGCCGUCGUGAAUGUCGAGUUGCAACAGUCAGCCAUCCGUUGCGGAUCGCUAAAGCGAAUUCAGGUAUUUGUUAGGCCAUGUUUUAUAGGGAAAUAGGGAUAAUCCGUAAGACACAACUUCAUUUAUUCUAAAAUAUAGCUUUCAAAGUGUUGUGUUCUAAAUUAUUUAUAAAGCUACCCUAAGUGAUUAAAUUAUACAAAAAAUAUGACCAAAAAUGGAUCCACAAAAUGUUCCACAAUCUAAUAUCUACUAUUGUCUGUGUAGUAACAAAAUAACUUGCUGCGUUAUAGUCGUUACAUAUUGCCAUCACAUACAAUGCCAUGUUACGGAGAUGUGAAGGGAGCACCCGUUACGUUCCUUGUAUCGCGAUACAGGAUGCUGUUAUCACAUCAUCUACUGUGUAUUUGCAGGUACCCAAAAUAAAUAUGGCGUCAUGUUUUAUACGUUUUCAUUUUUUUUUUUCCUCCUUAUAUUUAUUUAAGAAGCAGAUAAACUUGAGGCCAUAUUUCCUUAUUUAUGAGCACCCUUUUAACCCCUCUUGGAAUUCAGCUUUCAAUGACUGAGCCUUGAAUUUUGUCAACAAACCAAAUUGGUAAAAAUAAAAGUGAAAUAAAGCCUUGUUAAUUUACAUCUCAGACAUUGCAAGUGUUUCCAAACUAACUGUUAAGUCAAGUUCGCGAUUCUAGCUUGCUCCAUGGACUUUUCAGUUGGCAAAUAGAGGAAGACCAUCGAAGCGACCACUGCUGCAAUGAGGUACUUUUGAAAUUAAACCAUCUGCUUAGAAGACGUCUCAAGAUUGAAGACUCGACAAUGACCAGCGAUUUGAGGUGACUUAGCGUAGCCGCGCGUAUAAUGUUAGCUAUUCCAAUAAAUUCAAUGCAUGUAGUACAUUCUAAUAAGCGGACACUUCUCUUAGACGAUAAUGUGUAACUCGUAGCUACUUCUACAUUGUUUGAUCCCUAGGGAGGUCACUGAUUUUACUGUAAACGAGUUCCUCCUGAGGAGUAAUUCAGGUAUUUAUCACAUUAUUUUAUUUCAUCAUAACAAUGUCAUUGUGAUUGUUUUGAGUGUGAAUUGAAUAGGGGAUUUUGAUGAAUUAAAGAUUUGAAC
Hyposmocoma kahamanoa is the source of this 2563-nucleotide messenger RNA. Its product is annotated as luc7-like protein 3. The coding region runs from base 44 to 1120 and encodes 358 amino acids. Lineage: Eukaryota; Metazoa; Arthropoda; Insecta; Lepidoptera; Cosmopterigidae. Gene Ontology annotation, biological process: mRNA splice site recognition. Gene Ontology annotation, cellular component: U1 snRNP; U2-type prespliceosome. The transcript is spliced from 9 exons. Gene Ontology annotation, molecular function: mRNA binding. The record is from RefSeq and is a predicted model, not a curated record.